AUGGCUCUGAUAAAUUGCACUCAGGUGACGACAUUUAUUCUUGUGGGCCUCAUAGGUCGCCAAGAGUUGAAGACGCCCCUGUUUAUGAUAUUCUUAUCCAUCUACCUUUUUACUGCAGUAGGCAACCUGGGUCUGAUCCUUGUCAUUAGGGCAGAUGCAAAACUCAACACACCAAUGUACUUCUUCCUCAGCAAUCUGGCUGCUGUUGAUUUCUGUUAUUCUUCUACGAUUACACCCAAAAUGUUGGGGAAUUUCUUGUACACACAAAAUGUUAUAACCUUCCAUGCGUGUGCUGCUCAGUUUGCCUUCUUCCUGACCUUCAUGGUAUCAGAGUGCCUGCUACUGGCUUCCAUGGCGUAUGACCGCUACGUGGCCAUCUGUAGCCCUCUGCUGUAUAUGGUCACGAUGUCCCCAGCCAUCUGCAUUCAGCUUGUAGCUGUACCUUACAUCUACAGCUUCCUGAUGGCGCUGUUUCACAGCAUCCUCACCUUCCGCCUCUGCUACUGCGGCUCCAAUGUCAUCAAUCACUUCUAUUGCGAUGACAUGCCUCUCCUCAGGCUCGCUUGCUCAGACACCCACUCCAAACAGCUGUGGAUCUUUGCUUGUGCUGGUGUCACAUUCAUUUCCUCCGUCCUGAUCGUCUUUGUCUCCUACAUGUUCAUUAUUUCUGCCAUCCUGAGGAUGCGCUCAGCUGAGGGAAGACGGAAAGCCUUCUCCACAUGUAGCUCCCACAUGCUGGCAGUGACCAUAUUCUAUGGGACCUUGAUCUUUAUGUACUUACAGCCCAGCUCGAGCCACUCUCUUGACACAGAUAAGAUGGCCUCUGUCUUCUACACAGUGAUCAUUCCCAUGUUGAACCCCUUAAUCUACAGCCUCAGGAACAAGGAUGUAAAGGAAGCUCUGAAGAAAGUCUUCAUUAAUAGAAACCAGGCUUUCCUGUUGACAAAAUUAAGGAAAUGA
Messenger RNA from Otolemur garnettii (small-eared galago), 960 nucleotides. Its product is annotated as olfactory receptor 8U8-like. Lineage: Eukaryota; Metazoa; Chordata; Mammalia; Primates; Galagidae. Gene Ontology annotation, biological process: G protein-coupled receptor signaling pathway; sensory perception of smell. Gene Ontology annotation, cellular component: membrane. Gene Ontology annotation, molecular function: odorant binding; G protein-coupled receptor activity; olfactory receptor activity. The coding region runs from base 1 to 960 and encodes 319 amino acids. The record is from RefSeq and is a predicted model, not a curated record. The transcript has a single exon.